GGCCUUUGUGUGAAGGCGGGGAGGACUUGGCUCGGUUAGGCUGCUGAUUAGCAACAAACAGAAGGUUACGAGUUUAAAAAAUUGGACUAUUUGGCCCCCAGACUGGUUUUGCGGCAACGGGAGCGGCAUGAACUAUGUCGGGUGUUUAAGUGGAGCUUGUUGGGCCGCUUUUGAGAGGACCCGGCAGUGAUUUUUCAACAUUUCUGGCUGAUAGCGGAGGCAACCUCGCUUUUAGGUCGUUGAAGUGGCGAUGCUGAGCUGAUAGCUGCGUCAUCAUGUUGCUUCCGACUCGAGUUGGCGAAAAGAAAUCUCAAGUUAACGCCAGCGGUGAGCCUGCCUGCCGUCAUCCAGCCCCGGAGGCCACUCCCGGCCCCUGAAAUAGAUGGAAGACGGACUGCUGGUGAGCGGUGAGCGGUGAAGCCUGUUUACGUGGUCGCCGUCAAAGUGGUGACUUUACAUCAGUUGGCUCGGCGUUGUUGGCGCCAGACUCUCCUGGGCUGUAUGUAUUAUCUAACCGCACUUGGAUGGACGGGGAAACAUUUCUGUUGAUGCUGCGCAGCGUUACAAAAAAAACCCCUGCACAAUUCUUCUGAGGUACUGACAAAUAUUUCCCGAACAUAAAGUGCGAACAUAUGAAUAUUUUAGGGAUGUUAGCUACUACUGUUUGGAUAGUGAGAAGUGAAGCCCUCACUGACAGCUAGGGUACAAAGCAGAACCCUCCAGUGAAAUGCUGCUGACUCCCAUCUGAUGGUCUCCUGUCGAGGAAAACAAGGUUUUAUAAGCCAUAAUGAGAGACCUCACGGUUCGUUUUAGCCAAGUGGCUUUGUAGCCGUCCAUUAAGGGUAUGUCAGGCUGUUAGCAGGGUGUCAAGAGAGUGUUUGUCGGGACUUAUUGUUGGGUCGGUGGUCUGUUGUCUGCUGUCACCGUAUCCACGUGGACUUUGUUUCAGGUCGGUGGGUAAAAGUUUGGCACGCAGCUCCCCCGCCGCGAGGGGAAGGGGCGAGCAGGAGACAGAGCUGACUGUUUACUCACCGCAGAGAGGAAGAAGCUGUGGUUCCCUCAGCUCGGACAAAGUUAGACUUCACUUCAAAAACCGGUUAAAAUGGCCGGCGACUGCACCCACACCAGCGAUCAUUACGCGAACGCGGAGACGUUUUGUCCGUCCAAACCCUGGUCGGAUGUAGAUGGAGAGAUGGAGUCAGCCGGGAUCUCCAAAGGGCGUGGGCCCCCCGCCCGAUGCUCGCCAAACUUUGAGAUGAUAGACGGGCUGCUGUACCGCAAGAAGCUGGAGAGGGGCUUCAUCAACUACCGGGAGGUUCUGGAUGAGGACCGGAGGCAUGAGGCCAUCUCCACCUUUCACCGGCGGCGGCGGGCUGGUCAGGGCCACCUCUCCCUGGAGGAGACCUACAAAUGUGUGGCUGAAAACUACUGGUGGGAAGGGAUGUACUUCCAGAUCCGAGAUUUUGUCCUGAGCUGUCCAGACUGUCAGAGUCAGCGCACCAAGAAAACAGAGGAGCUGGGCGGCAGAAGAUGUGUCACAAAGACUAUGGCGUCACACGGCGCCGACAUGCUGAGCAAGCUGAGGAGUCAGCGGGAGGCGGGGCUGUUCUGUGACAUCACCCUGCGCACGAACGGACAACCUUACUUGGCCCACAGAGCUGUUCUGGCCGCCGUCAGCGAUCACUUCCAGGAAAUCUUCACAGAAAUGGACUCGAACAUGAAAGAAGAUAUAGAUCUCACUGGUUUUAGAGAGGAGAGCCUUCUGUCGCUGCUGGAUUUCUCCUACUCCUCCACUCUGUGUGUUCAUCAGGAGGACCUACCUGAAGUCAUUGCCAUGGCCCGCCACCUGGGCAUGUGGCCUGCAGUGGAAGCCUGCUCCGCUCUAAUGAAAGAGCAGGAACAGCAACUCAAUCCUGGCAAAGGUUUCACCUCAGCCUCUGCUGGUGCAUUUCAUGAGCAUCACCGCUACCAGAGGGAAAGCAGACGAGAAAGAGUUUUUGGAUUGCAGGAAAAUAUGAACAAAAGCUUCACUCUGACUUUAGAUGUAUCGGAUGAGUCUAUAGAAGACAGUCCAAGGCGCAAUUUGCGCAGGAUGCCGAAGUCCCAAUGCCAUAACGGCCUCCCUCUAAGUCCCUCAAACAGGAUGAAGCUCAUGGACUUCAAGUCUCCCUCUUCAAAGAAAGCUGCUACACCUAGACAUGCCAUUGCCACCCCACGGUCACAGAAUUACCCGGCCACGUCACCAUCGAAUACCCGUCUCCUCCGCUCCACUCCAGGGGCUGCCAAGGAGGUACAGAGAUUGCUUCCCAUGCCAGAGACCCCUCGACGAAACAAAAAACCUCACCCAAUCAGCCGGCUCUCAUGCAGCUCUAGAUUGAGGCCUGGCACUGUUUGCAGUCCUGUGAGGGUGAAGCAGGAAGUAGAGGAGGUUACAGAGGAUGAGCUGGAUUACGCGAGAGCACAAGAGAAGUACAAACUGAUGAGUGUUCUUGGGUUACAGAGGACUGCCCUCCUUCCCAGACCAGAAGAUUUGAUCGGCUGGAGACAAAAGAAACGACUGAGGAAACUAAAGGCUAACAACUAUUCACUGACCAAGCGGCGGAAACCACGUUCCACUUCCCCAGUGCUGCCAUUUGGAAAGGUAACGCUGGCACUUCCUCUCUGUAACCCCAUCAACACUCGCCUCCUCAACAAGUCAGUGAAGACCAACCCUGUCAUUUCAGUCGGCACGGUGCAGACAACAAAGAAGUCAAGGACUGUCCCUCGACUUGUCCCUCCAAGUGACAGGAGCAUGCGUAGUAAAGGUGUGUUACCAGAUAUAUUCUCGCCAUCCUUUGGGGGAAGGGAACUCAGACGCUCAGUGAGGAUGGGUGACAGCGCCCGCCUUCCUAUCCAGCAGCCUCUGCGACGCAACACCAACAAAAAUCUAGUGAGAAACACCAUCAGGAUCAAAUCAGAACCAGUUGAAUACUCUAUCUCAGGUCCCCAUCUUCCAUCAAACAAUCACCAUGGCCACAUGCUUAACAAAUCCCCUCCCACACAGAGGACACAGGACAGAAAUAAAAUCACUGUAGAGACAGUCAGAACGCUGCGCUACAACAGUGGUCGACCAGCAGCAAAGGCCAAGCUUAGACGCGGCUCCACAAGGGAGGUGGAGAAGACAAAGUGUAAACCCAGAGAGGAUGGGAGGAAGGUUGGAAGUCAGGGGCUGAGAGGAGUCAUAGACUCUAGGCCGAAGGUGAAGGUUAAUGAACCCAGUGGGCUCCAGUUUUCAGAACAAGCACCGCCUCCAUCCAUCUACAGCCACCCUCUGUACAAAGUCAUCAAAAAGGAGCCAGCAGAUCCCGUGCCAGUUGGUGGACCUUUCUCUGACCCUCCCUCACCAGACCUGGGCAAGCGCCAGAGCAAACCCCCCAUUAAAUUACUGGACUCAGGCUUUCUGUUCAGCUUCUGUCGGCCAGCAGGGGGGGCGAUGGCAGUACUGAAAAAAGAGGAGGAGAGUGUUGAUAUCUGCUUAACGCGCUCCGUGUCACAAGUUGGGCAGCAAUUUGGAGCGGAUGAGUCCCCCCACAGGGCACUGAGAGCCAGAGGGCCGCCCACCCUGCCUGUGGUGAAGAGGGAAAGGGAGGAGAGGAGUGUGAGCCAAAGCAAGGUUCAGAGGCCCAGGCCAAAGUCCCGAAACAACACUCUUCACCUGGCCAAAUCUGCCGGGCCAAAGGCCACACGGUCCAUGCCAAAGCAACAAGGUAAACUAUCUUUGAGGAGUAGGAGCUGUGUCAAGCUGGAUGCUGUACAUCGGGCAAGGCUAAAGCAGCUUCGAGGGCCUCGUAGUCAAGCCCCCAAAGUUCCAAAGGCGGCCCAUGCCUGUCUUCAGUGCUCAGCCUCCUACAAGGACUGUGAUGCUCUAAUCAUGCAUCGCCUCAGGCACGUGGAGGGCAAGCACUGGCCAUGUCCGCUCUGCAGUAAGACGUUCUUUCGACUGAGGAAUGUCCGGAGCCACAUCCGCACCCACGACCCCAAGUUGUACAAAUGCCGGAGCUGCAUUAUUGCUGGUUCUUGAGGCAGCUGGAGAGUCUGCUCAAGCAGCGACAAUUAAGGUGAAGGCUGUCAGCGUGGGACCCCAGCGAACAGACUGAAGCCAGAGGCACAUGAUCGAUCAGCAGCUUGUACAUAAUGCAUCCGUCACACACAAGCACAACGGGCUGUGGAAAGGCAUAAUUACUCUGAUUCUAAUCAUUGCCCUCGUCAGUGAUUGCUAAUGUAAUUUAAAUAACCAAACCGAGGUUGCUGGUCCUGUUUGCUUCUCCAUAGCUACAGAAGGUUAAACUUGAACAUUACACUCAGGGGGCGGGGAAUGUGAUGCCACGGUAUAAAGUGAUUUAACGUCACGGUUGUGUAUAAAAUGAAAUGUAAAGUGAUUGUUAACUAUUACUGCUACUUACUGUUAUCAUUAUUUUUCUAUGUAUAGAUGACUUUUGAGUGCACUUAUAUCAUGGCUUAUGUUGUAAACCUAAGAAGUGGUAUUUGAAAUUGAAGGUUUCCACGGAGGGAAUACUUGAAGUGAUGCAAGCGCUGGAGGGAAUACUUGAAGUUGGAGGGAGUCUUAGGAGAGAGACUGUCCUUUGGGUGUUUCGGUGGCUCUUUGUUCUUUGGUGUGCUAACUUUUCAACAACUUGACUAGUCUGUCCCUCCUCCUGUAUUGAUCUGCUCAUCUCUCAUGGUCCCCGAGUCUGGGAUUUGACUCUGGUGACGCCACUGCAUGUAUAUCUGCAGGCUGUUUGUAGUCCAGUGUCUUUUCUAAGGCUGCCAAUUUUGAAAAGGGAAACAUGUCUCGUUCUUAAUGUGAAUUUCUGAAUAUUAAUCAACACAGCUGUGUCAUUACAGAUGUUUUAUUGAUUUCCUCUUCCGAUUGAAUCCAAGACACUCGGUAGUCUUGUUCUACUUCGAAUUCCCCUCCUACUGAGUAAAUGCAAUGUGUUCACAGGAAGAGAUGUUUAUGUUUCACAAAUUGAUUUUAGAAAUAAAUGAGCAGUUCUCGCUAUCUGUUAAAAGACUGAAUAAAUUUUUGCUUUUUA
Acanthopagrus latus (yellowfin seabream) is the source of this 5075-nucleotide messenger RNA. RefSeq lists its product as uncharacterized. NCBI's taxonomy places the organism in Eukaryota, Metazoa, Chordata, Actinopteri, Spariformes, Sparidae. The coding region runs from base 1103 to 4060 and encodes 985 amino acids. Gene Ontology annotation, biological process: regulation of transcription by RNA polymerase II. The transcript is spliced from 7 exons. Gene Ontology annotation, molecular function: protein binding; DNA-binding transcription factor activity, RNA polymerase II-specific; RNA polymerase II cis-regulatory region sequence-specific DNA binding. The record is from RefSeq and is a predicted model, not a curated record.